CUACAUUUCACGUAGGAUGACCUCGUUGUUAACCUAUGCAGUUUAGUUACAAAUCGUUUUGUUGAAAUUAAUGAAAAUUUUAGCGCUGUUAACCAACAGACUACGCAGGAAGUAAAUCGAAAGAAACAUUAAAAUUCAGAAUAUAGUGAUGUUAAUUGUCUGUAUAAAAGGAGCAUUUUAGUCUAGUGCUUAUCCACAUAAAUAUAGCACGUCCCAUAAAUAGUUUAUAACAACAUUGCUGUUUAUUAAUAUAAGUAAUAAAUCUAUUCAGUGAAAAAAGUGGCUGAUUGCUACAAUUGGUUCAAUUGUGGCAGUUAGGUAUUUCAAUGCUGUACCUAUUCUGUUUGACUGGUAGUUCUCAAAUUAAUAUUUCAUGACGAAAAUUCCAUCAGAAUCUGAUAAGUGUGUCAGCUAAAUGGACACGUGUUACAUGCUUGUAAGAUGUAUUGUUUAACUUCGCAUGAAGAAUGUAUGUGUAAAAGUAAAACAGGUAGAUGGUGGUGUGCGCAUGGCGGUGGUGACUCGCUACAACUCGUUCCUGUUGGGCAUUGCAUUUGCAUCCAUCACCUGGGCUGUGAGCCUCUACCUGUACUCAGUUAUUACCCAGGAAUCCUCAGCAAAGCUUGCCACCACCAGCAAAGCCCCUUUCAUUGAUGUUUCCACACCAAACAGUGAGAACAAUAUAAACUUUGAUCUUCAAAAUCAGCACAAUAUUAGUGCAGAUGCAUUUUUCCUUGAAGCUCCUUCCGAUAAGAAAUCGAACCACAAAGUAUAUCACAUUGCAGGUAAUGACAUUGACAUUCCAUUAGAACCAAAAGCUGAGGGUAAGAGUGUCCAUUCUCUGAAAAAUGGACACUACUGGAAUGGCUACAAGAACAGUGAUACUCUGAUCCACAAGCUGCAACCCAAGACACUGAAGCCUCAUAUUGAUGAAGUGGGGAUGGUUAAGACAGUCGAAGACCAGGCUUUGAAGAUGGAGGGAUACAAGGUGCAUGCAUUUAAUGUUCUGGUGAGCCGUGAGCUGAGCUACAACAGGGACAUUCCUGACACACGCCACCAUCUGUGUAAGAAGCAGAAGUACUCUGCUCAGUUGCCAGCAGCUAGUGUGGUGAUUUGUUUCUACAAUGAAGACUAUAACACCCUCCUGCGGACAGUGCAUAGCAUCUUAAACCGAACCCCUCAUACGUUCUUGCACGAGAUCCUCCUGGUUGAUGACAACAGUGACAUUGGUGGAUUGCAUGCAUCAGUUCAGGCCUACAUAGCAGCUAACCUCACAUCAAAAGUUACGCUUAUUGCAACAACUCGCAGAGAAGGUUUGAUUCGUGCCCGCAUGUUUGGUGCCAGGAAAGCCACUGGUCAGGUGUUGGUAUUCCUGGACAGUCACAUAGAAGUGAACCGUGACUGGCUGCAGCCUCUACUGGCAAGAAUUGUUGUAUCUCACUCUGCUGUUGCUGUGCCUAUUAUUGAUAUCAUCAACGCGGACACGUUCGAUUACAGUGCAUCUCCGCUUGUGCGUGGAGGAUUCAACUGGGGGCUACACUUCAAGUGGGAGAAUCUUCCUACAGGCACGCUGGCCAUCGAAGAAGACUUUGUGAAGCCUAUCAGAACUCCUACUAUGGCUGGUGGACUGUUUGCUAUUGACAAGUCGUACUUUGAGGAGAUUGGAGAAUAUGACUCUGGAAUGAACAUAUGGGGAGGAGAGAACCUUGAAUUAUCAUUCAGGGUCUGGAUGUGUGGUGGAAAACUGGAGCUGGUUCCAUGCUCAAGAGUAGGUCAUGUAUUUAGACGGCGACGUCCCUAUGGGUCACCAACAGGGGAAGAUACAAUGACAAGAAACUCGUUACGUGUUGCAAAUGUUUGGCUUGAUGAAUAUAAGGACUACUUCUUUAAGAUACGACCUGAUGCUAGAAAUGUGCCAUAUGGUGAUGUCAGUGAACGGAAGCGGCUACGAGAGAGGUUAAAGUGCCAGUCAUUCAAGUGGUAUUUGGAUAACAUAUACCCAGAACUCACCCUGCCAACAGACAGUGAGCAGCGGCUUAAGAAGAAGUGGGAUGCUCUAGAACCACAAAAGUACCAACCAUGGCACUCACGGCGACGCAACUAUGUCUCUCAGUUCCAGCUUCGCCUUAGCAACACAUCCUUGUGUCUCACAUCAGAGAAAGAUACAAAGACAAAAGGCUCACUGCUCAUACUGAAGAGCUGCUUGCGCAUGAAGAACCAGAUCUGGUUUGAGACUGAUCGAAGUGAGUUUGUAUUAGCAACAUUGCUAUGUCUGGAUGCGUCGGAAACAUUUCCAAAGUUGGGAAAAUGUCAUGAGAUGGGUGGGGACCAAGAGUGGAAACACCGAGGCACUAAUGAGACACCUGUUUACAACAUGGCAGCAGGCACCUGUUUAACUGCUCAAAGGGCUGUGUCAGGAGAAUAUGCAGUGAUGGAACUUUGCUCUCUCUCAGCCAACAACAAGUGGGACUUUGUAGUAACAUGAUUAAUUGUAAUAAUAGUAGACAUUUUUAUAUGGGUGGUUUAUAUAAAAAUAAAAUAAACAGUUUGUUUAACAAAGUGUUUGUUGCUGUCUGUUUUGUUGACUAGUAUUUCAUAACCCCAUUAUGGAUAAAUUGGUUCAGAAUUCUAGUACUGUAAAGAAUUUUUACCACUAAA
Cryptotermes secundus is the source of this 2658-nucleotide messenger RNA. RefSeq names its product polypeptide N-acetylgalactosaminyltransferase 35A. Gene Ontology annotation, biological process: regulation of Notch signaling pathway. Bases 461 to 2485 code for a protein of 674 amino acids. The transcript has 11 exons. Gene Ontology annotation, cellular component: Golgi apparatus. Gene Ontology annotation, molecular function: Notch binding. Lineage: Eukaryota; Metazoa; Arthropoda; Insecta; Blattodea; Kalotermitidae. The record is from RefSeq and is a predicted model, not a curated record.